Messenger RNA from Fonsecaea erecta, 1596 nucleotides. RefSeq lists its product as hypothetical. The record is from RefSeq and is a predicted model, not a curated record. The transcript is spliced from 3 exons. Gene Ontology annotation, molecular function: protein serine/threonine phosphatase inhibitor activity. Gene Ontology annotation, biological process: cellular response to glucose starvation; regulation of mitotic metaphase/anaphase transition. Bases 1 to 1596 code for a protein of 531 amino acids. NCBI's taxonomy places the organism in Eukaryota, Fungi, Ascomycota, Eurotiomycetes, Chaetothyriales, Herpotrichiellaceae.
AUGGAAUCUCAGUCCCAGUCUCCUUCUACCACUGCCAGAACACCCUCCCUACGCAUCCCGUCUAUGCCCAGCGCGGCUGCCCAUCACCGCCAGAGUUUCCACGAACUACGAGGUCAUCCCCCUUCUCCUCGGUCGCAGAGACAGCCCUCGCUAUCCCAUCUCGCCGUGCAAGAUUUGAUUGACAAUCCACCUAUGAGAAAUCCCGAUCCUCGCUUCGCGGGGAGGAAUUGGACGGAGGUGAAGGUCAAAGAGCUGGUCAAUCCGGAUGAUCUGAGAUUUGUGGACAAUGAAACUCCUGUAGAGUCGGCUACCAAUCUCCUCAUCGAGUCAGGCGCUCCUGUCGUCCUUGUCCGCGAAAAGCCAGGCUCUCCAGUCAUCGGUACAUUUGACCACCGCGACCUCAAUGCCUACCUGUUGCUGGUCGUGGGGCUUUCCCGCCCCGAUGACGAUGAACAUGCCACAGACUUCAUGGAACUGGCCCAGCGGGCAAGAGAAGGCAAACGUAUACACUUGCGCGAGAUCCAGGACUUGAGCAAGAAGGAACCUUUGACUUUCCUUGACGAAAACGCCGAUUUGCUCAAGGCCAUUGAGACGUUCGGACGAGGGGUACACCGAGUCGUGGUGGUGAAUGAGACGACGAAGGAAGCAACGGGUGUGCUCAGCCAGAGCCGUCUGAUCAGAUUCUUAUGGGAGAAUGGCCGGAGUUUUCCUAUGUUGGACCAGCUGUACCUCCAAAAUCUUCGUGAUUUGAGGAUCGGAUCCAGAGAUGUGGUUGCUAUCAAUGGCGACCGACCCCUCUUCGAGGCCCUGACUUUACUGCUCAACGAAGGCGUCUCUUCCCUCCCUGUGGUCGACCAUAACUACAAUGUCAUUGGUAACAUCUCCAAUGUCGACGUCAAGCUACUCACAAAGUCCACCUCUUUGCCCCUCCUCCGCAACACAUGUAUCCAUUUCAUCACCGUCAUUCUCUCCACCCGCGGCAUGUAUGAAGGCAAAGACUCUUUCCCCGUCUUCCACGUAACUCCGCUCUCGACACUCGCGCACACCGUCGCGAAGCUGGUCGCCACAAAGUCGCACAGAAUGUGGAUCACCGAACCAGUCUCUCCCAGCUCCUCCGGCCCGCCCACGCCGGCGCUGCAUAGUGCCACCCUUGUGCCGACGUCAAGCCACUCCUCCAACCUCUCACUAACUAGUGGGGGGAGUCACCAUAUCACACCUCCGACUGCGAUGCCUACUCCCGCAUCCGACCCGUUCUCGACAUCUCCUGGGGCGGUAGUUGACAGUUCGCCAAAACCACCAUUUAUCGCGCCUACAGGUCCCUCGAUCUCCGCAUCUUCCCUUCCAGGAGCGCGGAUCUCAGGUCGCCUUGUCGGCGUAGUCUCCCUUACCGACAUUCUGAUCUUGUUCGCCCGUGCGGGUGGCGUCUCGGACGUGGCGGACCCAAGUGAAAUCAGGAUGCGAAGGAGACGAAGCAGCUCGAGCAGUGUCAGGAGGAGUUUUGAUCUGGGGCAACGGCCAAGUGUUGGUAGCAACGGGGGAAGCGGACUCAGGCCGAGUGGAGAGCUGAGUCGGAAGAGCAGUACGUCGCACCGCUGA